CGUGUCCAUCAUCGUCUCCACCACAGCGCCAUGGAGCAUGUUGUUAGGGUGGGUCACCGGGAUGCAGACGCGCUAUCAUAGAAUACAGUUUUUCGCAGUGGCCGUGUGCGGAAUUGGCGUUGCCUUGACAAUUCUAGCGGAUUACUGGAGAAUGCAGGCAGCAAAGCGACAACAAGAUGAAGCAGAACGGUUGGCACGACUACUAGCAGCGGCUAGAAGGACGAGUGUAAGUGGUCAUCAUCUGGAAGAACAUCAACAGUCGUCAUCUGGAAGUACUGACCCAAGUCCUGCUGGAACAGGUUCAGCUGGGGCAUCUGACCAGCAACAACCACCAGACAGUGUCUUCACGAUCGGCGACAUAGUUCUGGGCGAUUUCCUGGUGUUGCUAUCUGCAAUCCUUUACUCUGCGAGUAACAGGUUGCAAGAAUGGAUACUAUCGAAAAGCGAAGAGACCGAUGUUGAGCAUAUGAACAGAACUACAGAAAGGGAAGCAAGAGGUCGUAGAGGAGGACAAGCAGACUCUCGAGGUACAGAACUAGUGGAGCAGCCGUUGGCGCCAAGCCAAUCUCCAUCGUCCCCGGUUUUGAUGCAGCAGGAAACAUCAGCCUUGCCACCUUUCUCAUCCUUCUCGUCGGCAAAAAUAGACGAUCUGGAAGUCGUAGUUGUGACACCUGAAAAAGACCACAAACUCAAAAACCAAGAACAGCAACAGAUGAAGAAGGAUCUCGCUCAGUUGCAACUAUAUCGUACGCUUUUCAUUCUGGGAGCAAUCGGCGUCUUUUUUGGUGCCAUCCAGUUUUUCGCUGUUGGAGAGUUCCAUGUCUUCCGCCAAUUACUCCAAACCCCCAAAAAAGGCUUGCGCUGUCUACGAACGUGGCUGCUAGUCCUCGGCUACGAGUGCUCCAUGUUCGGUUUGUACACGACCUGCUCGUUCUUCUUGCAGCGCUGCAAUACGGUAGCGUUUAAUCUCUGCACGCUGACGUCUAACGUUUACAUUUUGCUGUAUCACCAAAUAUGCGGAGCGCGCGUCAACUCCCUGUUUUAUCUUGGGUUCUCCAUCACUGUUGGGGGCAUUAUCUUGUAUACACUAUUUGAAGGCGUGGAACAAGGUGUCAAGAUCAUAGGGGAAGGGGACGUCGAUGAUGAAGUCGGCAAGAAGGAAUCAUCUGAAGCUCUGCAAGAGCAAGAUUCCACCUAUGAACAAGAACGGAAGGAUGAUCAUGUUGAAAAAAGAGCAUACAACUACCUUCAGAAUGAUCGUGAUCUGGAGUUGGGCCCACCCGAUCAGGCUCAGGAGGAAAAGCUAGAUGCUGGUAGAUGAUCAUCUCCCAUAUUACGUUAUUGGUCAGCAUUACUAGUAGUCCCUCAACACCCACCUCGCACUCAAACUCACACACUCGUAGGCCGCGUGCUACGUUUAUUCCCCUCUCCCCACACGAUUUGUUUCUCCUUCGUGGUACUUCUAGAGAUUUUCAAGAAUCUGCCGGUCGAUCCCGACAACUCCAAUCAAGGACAAUUCAUCUUGUCCAAGCAUUUACGCAAUGCUGAG
Amoebophrya sp. A25 is the source of this 1549-nucleotide messenger RNA. The record is from the annotation of a GenBank genome assembly. NCBI's taxonomy places the organism in Eukaryota, Dinophyceae, Syndiniales, Amoebophryaceae.